Molecule: messenger RNA, 2288 nt
Organism: Carya illinoinensis
Lineage: Eukaryota; Viridiplantae; Streptophyta; Magnoliopsida; Fagales; Juglandaceae
Product: protein HESO1-like
Exons: 9
Coding region: 567-1847 (426 amino acids)
Molecular function (GO): RNA uridylyltransferase activity
Source: RefSeq, a predicted model, not a curated record
UUAUUACUGGAAAAGGAAAGGGAAAAAAGAAGUAAUAAAGAAGAAGAAGAAGGAAAAAAAGAAAAAUAAAGAAGAAAAAAAAGAUGAAAAGAAGUCCGAGGGCGCCAGAGCGAGUUUUCAAGAUUGCGACCCAAUUUUGAACCCACUUUCCUUUUGCUGAUUUCCAAGCACUCCGUACAUCGUCAAAAGGUCACCAAAAAAGGCAGAGAAAAGUAGAAAUCCAAUCUGGCGAAGCAAAGCCACGGCACUGUACUGUAAUUUCUAGUGGGUUAGCCUUACGACAGGCGAUGUGAGACGGUCCCUUGGUUGGAUUGGAACCCUAGAAAAAUUAGGUGGCAAGGGUUCCAUUAUGCUUGUGGUUAUGGUUGGUGAAGUAAGGAGCUUUGACCCUUUGAUUUGAUGAACUUCUUCAUAUUGGAAGAAGGUAUUAGCUCUUAGAGUUGGGACACUGGGACUUGAUGGCUUCUACCUUCUGUGAUGGUUGAUUUUAUCAGUAUUAAAAGCAAUUGUUAUUCUUGAGUUUUGACACAUUCUGAUGUGUCGAUAUUGUUACCCGGAAAUAAGAGAUGAGUGCCUAUAGUGCAUUGGAGAAUGUCCUUAAGGAAAUACUUCAAGUGGUCAAACCCCUGCCAGAGGAUUGGGAGAAACGGUCUAGAGUUAUUGAUGAAUUGCGAAGAGUUGUUGAAUCUGUGGAAAGUUUGAGAGGUGCAAUGGUGGAACCGUUUGGUUCAUUUGUGUCCAAUCUGUUCACAAGAUGGAGUGACUUGGAUAUUUCUAUUGACUUAUACAAUGGUUCUUAUAUUUCAUCUGCUGGAAAAAAGCGCAAACAAAAUUUACUGGUAGAUGUACAAAUAGCUUUGAGACAGAAAGGUGGAUGGCGCAGGCUGCAAUUGAUCCCUAAUGCAAGGGUUCCAAUUCUAAAAUUUGAGAGCAGCCACCAGGGCAUCUCUUGUGACAUGUCAAUUGAUAACAUACAGGGCCAAACGAAGUCCAAAAUUUUGUUUUGGAUCAGUGCGGUAGAUGGGCGCUUUCAUGAUAUGGUUCUACUGGUCAAGGAAUGGGCGAAAGCACAUGACAUAAAUAAUCCAAAAGUAGGGACUUUUAACUCAUACUCUCUCAGUCUGCUUGUAAUCUUCCAUUUUCAGACAUGUGUCCCUGCAAUUUUACCACCUCUUAAGGAUAUAUACCCGGGAAAUAUUGCUGAUGGCCUUCAAGGUGAGAGAAUUACUGCUGAGAGGCAUAUUGCAGAAACAUGUGCUGCUAACAUAACAAGGUUCAGACAAGACAAAUUCAGACCAGUUAAUCGAAGUUCUUUGUCUGAGCUUUUCGUUUCUUUCCUUGGAAAGUUUUCUGACAUAAGUUUGAAGGCCUCAGAGCUAGGAAUUUGUCCCUAUACGGGACAGUGGGAGCACAUAGAGAGCAAUAUGAGAUGGUUGCCCAAAACUUAUGCUAUACUUAUUGAGGAUCCUUUUGAGCAGCCAGCAAAUUCUGCGAGGGCCAUAAGUAUGAGUAAAUUGAUACGGAUAUCUGAAGCAUUCCAGAUGACCCGCCGGAGGCUUAUUUCAACCAAUCAGUAUGAGGGUUCUCUACUUGCUACCCUAGUCCGACCUGAAGUAUCACAAUGUAUUCCAAAAGCACCUGUUCAGAACCCAACUUACGGCAGGCGCUAUCAGUCCCACCCACCUCGUCCACAGGUUCACAGGAGUAUAUACUCCACUUCACAAGCUCAGCAUCAAUUUCAGAACUCGAGGGUAGAACGCCGGUCCAACAAUACAACCCUGCAAAGAUCCAUCUUGCAAAAUCGCAAUCAAGGCCAGCAAAUAUGGAGGCCUAAAUCUCAUGGAUAGGUGUCGUCAGUUUCUGAUUAAUCAAACGGAUUUUCGCUGCAUUGUCGUUGUUCAUCUUGAAAGGUGUAAUUAGGGCCAAGCUGUUUUGAUGUCUGCCAGGAUACAAUUGCUGGAGAAUAUACUCAAAACCCGAAGCUGCAUCCUAAGCUGAUAAUGCAAGCAAUGAGGGUGUAAAAUGUUUGAGGAGAGAUUUACUCUACUUUCUAAAAUUCGUAAGAUUAAUUUGUACGGAGGAUGAACCCACCCCCCCCCCCCCCCCCCCCCCCUCUCUCUUUUCUCUUUCCUUCUCUCCUCCUCCUCCUCCUCCACCUCCAUUUCUUUCCAGCCCCUGCAACCAACUAUCUGGAAGGCUAGAAGAGGGGGAAAAAAAACUAUUAAGGCUCCGUUUGUUUUAAGUGCCAACGUUAUCUGGGAGUCGAAAGGGGUUCUGAUUCUACUGAA